AUGAAGGACCAGGAUAAUGAGAGGAUGAACGAGACUGAAGCUGAAAAGGAAAUCAUGCCGGAUUACCUUAUUGGCCGAGAGGCUGAAGAAGCGACUAUUGAUAAAAUCACUCUGUCCAUACACAGCACAGUCAUUAUUAUUUCUCCAGGAUUUGCCACAAUCUUUUCACCGAAAUCUUCCACGUACAAACCUGGUUGA
This is a messenger RNA of Trichophyton rubrum CBS 118892, 198 nucleotides long. RefSeq lists its product as uncharacterized. Lineage: Eukaryota; Fungi; Ascomycota; Eurotiomycetes; Onygenales; Arthrodermataceae. The record is from RefSeq and is a predicted model, not a curated record. The coding region runs from base 1 to 198 and encodes 65 amino acids. The transcript is spliced from 2 exons.